CUUUGUUCGAAAAGCGUUACUCUCGUGAUCACCUCAGGCCGGGUCUACCGCAGCAAGCUUAUAGAAGCCGAAGACAACAUGAACGUCCAACUCAGAGACAUCACCGUAACCGCACGCGACGGCCGUGUAUCCCAUCUCACUCAAGUGUACAUCUGCGGGUCACACGUGCAUUUUUUCAUCAUCGCGGACAUUUCGCGGAACGAGCUCAUGUUUAGGCCGAGAGGCACGAGGGGUGGAGGUGUUGUGUAGCCCGUGGAAAAGCAACGGUCAACAGGGCACGCGGCCAGAGGGGUGGAUACCCUUGAAAGGACGCUAGUAUUGCUACUCGAGACAGCAUGGGCUAGUAUUAGAGAGCAGCGGUGAAGGCUACGACA
Messenger RNA from Mytilinidion resinicola, 374 nucleotides. RefSeq lists its product as uncharacterized. NCBI's taxonomy places the organism in Eukaryota, Fungi, Ascomycota, Dothideomycetes, Mytilinidiales, Mytilinidiaceae. The record is from RefSeq and is a predicted model, not a curated record. The transcript has 3 exons. The coding region runs from base 79 to 249 and encodes 56 amino acids.